This is a messenger RNA of Phalaenopsis equestris, 1483 nucleotides long. RefSeq names its product mitogen-activated protein kinase kinase 4-like. Gene Ontology annotation, biological process: protein phosphorylation. The coding region runs from base 188 to 1231 and encodes 347 amino acids. The transcript has a single exon. Gene Ontology annotation, cellular component: cytoplasm. The record is from RefSeq and is a predicted model, not a curated record. Gene Ontology annotation, molecular function: protein serine/threonine kinase activity; ATP binding. NCBI's taxonomy places the organism in Eukaryota, Viridiplantae, Streptophyta, Magnoliopsida, Asparagales, Orchidaceae.
UCCAUCACUCUCCAUUUCCUUUCUAUAAAUUUCAGCCUCUCUCCUCUCUUUAAUUAAACCCUAAACUCCCAAACUUGCUUCCACCGGCUGGACUCUUACCCACAACUAGCUGGAAUACUCAUCACCAAGACACCUUCUUCUCCCUCCAAAUCCUUUCGACUCAUCUUCAUAUGUUCCGCCAUUCGUUAUGAGGCCGGCCGGAUCUCCGGCACCUUCCCCGGCCGGCCGUCCUCGCCGCCGGCCGGACCUCACCCUUCCUCUCCCCCAACGCGAUCCUUCCCUCGCCGUCCCCCUCCCUCUCCCCCCACCCUCAACUAACCCUACGGCGACCCCUCCAACCUCCGCUGGUCAACUCCUCCUAACCCCAAACCUCUCCGACAUCGAACGCGUCCGCCAAGCCCGCGCCCCCGCCGCCGCCAUGGCCGGCGGCGGCACCGUCUACAUGGUCCGCCACCGGCCCACCGGCAAGAUCUACGCCAUGAAAGUCAUCUACGGCAACCACGAGGAAUCCGUUCGCCGCCAGAUCUAUCGCGAAAUCGAGAUCCUCCGAACCGCCGAUAACCCCUUUGUUGUUCGAUGCCACGGCAUGUACGAUCACGCCGGCGAGAUCCAGAUUCUCCUCGAAUACAUGGACGGGGGAUCCCUAGAUGGCCAUCGGAUAUCGUCGGAGCGAUCUCUGGCUGACGUUGCCCGCCAGAUUCUAUCAGGUCUCGCCUAUCUCCACCGCCAAAAAAUCGUUCAUCGCGACAUCAAACCAUCAAAUCUUCUCAUAAACUCCGCGCAUCAGGUCAAGAUUGCGGAUUUUGGGGUCGGAAGAAUCCUCGCGCGGACAAUGGAUCCCUGCAACUCGUCGGUGGGGACGAUAGCAUAUAUGAGUCCGGAGAGGAUCAACACCGAUCUGAAUCAUGGUGUCUAUGAUGGAUACGCCGGCGAUAUCUGGAGUUUCGGGAUCAGCAUACUGGAGUUCUACCUGGGAAAAUUUCCAUUCGGCGAGAAUAUUGGGAGGCAGGGGGAUUGGGCGAGUCUGAUGUGCGCAAUCUGCUACUCGAAUCCGCCGGAAGCGCCGGCAAAUGCCUCGAGGGAGUUGAGGAAUUUUAUCGCUUGUUGUCUUCAGAAGGAGCCGGCUCGCCGCCUCACGGCUGUUCAGCUACUUCAGCAUCCGUUCAUCACUCAGCAAUCGCCAUUGUCGUCCUCUUCGUUCUCCUCUUCCAAUACAAAUCCUCGUGCUUAAUCGUCGCCGUGAAUUCAAUUUCAAUUAGGGGCGAUGGGGAGGCUUGUUGGGGUCUUUUUUGGGAUUUGAUUCUACUUCUCUGCCACUUUCCUUGAUCAAUAAAAUUAGGGUUUUUGAUAGCUAGGUCGGGUUCAUAAAAGCAGGAUUCUUUCACUGUAUUUUUCUUUCCAUCUUGAUUUUUGCCCUUCGAUCAUAUUGAAUUAAGAUUACUGUACUUUGAUGGUUUAUAAUUAAGAGAAUUUUAUGGAUACA